Messenger RNA from Dioscorea cayenensis subsp. rotundata (Guinea yam), 3082 nucleotides. Its product is annotated as glutamate receptor 2.7-like. NCBI's taxonomy places the organism in Eukaryota, Viridiplantae, Streptophyta, Magnoliopsida, Dioscoreales, Dioscoreaceae. The transcript is spliced from 5 exons. Gene Ontology annotation, molecular function: glutamate-gated receptor activity. The record is from RefSeq and is a predicted model, not a curated record. Bases 48 to 2669 code for a protein of 873 amino acids. Gene Ontology annotation, cellular component: plasma membrane.
UUCAGUUUUUUUUUUCUUUUCUGUAUCUCUUUGUAUCUCUUUGUAAGAUGCUGAAUUAUCACUUCUCUCUUGUCUUACUCUUCUUCUUCUCCUUCAUCUGUUGCUCAUUUGACAAGCACGGUGGUGGACUACUACUACCUGCAUUUGGGAUGGCACAAAACACUACAAUAGUACAUGUUGGUUUGGUUCUUGAUCUUGAAAUUCUAGCUGGGAAGAGAAGCCAUGCAAGCAUUUCCAUGGCACUUGAUGAUUUCUAUGCCUCUCAUCCUUCCUACAAAACAAGGCUUCUCAUUCAUUCAAGGGACUCCAAACAAGAUAUCAUCCACGCCGCCUCCGCCGCUCUGGACCUCAUGAAGAACACUCAAGCUCAAGUGAUCAUAGGACCCUAUAGAUCAUCUCAAGCGGAGUUCAUCAUCAAUAUCGGCAAUAAAAUUCAAGUUCCGGUCAUAUCCUUCUCGGCGACAAGCCCCGCACUUGCUCCGGAAAGGACUCCCUACUUUGUCCGCACCACCAACAAUGACUCCUCUCAGGUAGCUGCCAUUUCUGCCUUUGUUAAGUCCUUUGGAUGGCGAGAAGUGGUCCUAGUUUAUGAAGAUACUUCCUUUGGCUCUGGCAUCAUUCCCUACCUUGUUGACGUUUUUCAAUCCAUCGGUGCCAAAGUACCGUAUCGGAGUAUUAUCUCUUUAUCUGUGAAUGAUGACCAACUCAAAGAGGAACUUUACAAGCUUAUGGCUAUGCAAACAAGAGUGUUUAUCGUCCAUAUGGAGCCACACCUCGCUUCCCGCCUUUUCACCAAGGUGAAUGAGGUUGGAAUGAUGGAAGAAGGAUAUGUCUGGAUCAUGACUGAUGUAAUUGGCAAUAUGCUUGAUUCCUUGAAUUCAAGAAGUGUUGAGGCAAUGCAAGGCGCGGUGGCUAUGAGGUCAUACAUGCCGAGGUCAGAAGAGAUGGAGAAUUUCACAAGACGGUGGAAGGCGAGAUUCCGACAAGAGAAUCCAAUCAGUGAGCCACCAGAACCUACUGUGUUUGAGGCACGGGCUUAUGACACUUUGUGGACAUUAGCAAUGGCAGUAGAGAAUGCCACAGUUUCAAGCUCUAGCUUCAGAAAGCUUCCUCAAGGUUAUAACUCCACAGACUUGGGAGGCCUAAGCGUGUCACAGAAUGGCCCUAAGCUUCUUGAAGCUAUCUUGAGCACAAGAUUCAGAGGUAUCGCCGGGGACUUUGUGCUUGUCAAUGGCCAGCUCAACUCAUCAGUCUACGAGAUUGUUAAUGUCAUCGGCAAAGCGGGAAGACGCAUUGCCUUCUGGACACCGGAGUUGGGAAUCUUUAAACAACUCAAUUCAACUUCAUCAGUGAGUUUGAAGACUGUAAUAUGGCCAGGGGAUACCACAUCUCUCCCCAAGGGAUGGGAAAUGCCCAGAGACAAAGAAAGGAAACUAAAGAUCUUAGUACCAGUGAAGAAUGGCUUCAAAGAGUUUGUGAACAUAGCAUUUGAUAAUACCACAAACAGGACCACUGUCACCGGGUAUUGCAUUGAUGUGUUUGAAGCAGUCAUGCAGUUACUUCCAUAUGCGGUGUCAUAUGAGUACGUUCCUUACCCAAAUGCCAAGGGCCAAAUUGCAGAUAAUUACACUAACAUGGUCCUCCAAGUUUCCUCGCAGUUUGAUGCGGUCGUCGGUGAUACGACUAUCAUCGCGAGCAGAUCAAAGUACGUUGAUUUCACGCUGCCAUACACUGAGUCUGGAGUAUCUAUGAUAGUCCCUGUCAAAGCUGAGAAGAGGAACAUGUGGAUCUUCUUGACGCCUUUAAGCAGUGAACUUUGGCUAUGGACACUUGGCUUGUUCUUAUUUAUUGGGCUCAUACUGUGCCUGAUUGAGACUCGUAUCAAUCCGGAGUUCCAAGGGCCACCGUUGCAGCAGCUGGGAAUGAUCUUCUACUUCUCCUUCUCCAUACUCACCUUUGCUCACAGGGAGAGGUUGGUGAGCAAUCUAUCCAGAAUAAUUGUGCUGCUAUGGGUGUUCGUUGUGUUGAUUCUCACAUCUGCAUAUACGGCAAGCCUGACGUCGUUCCUCACGGUGCAGCCACUCGAACCGACAGUGACUGAUGUAAGUGAGCUCUUAAAGAACAACAAGAUUGUUGGGUAUCAGGAUGGAUCCUAUGUAGCAGAUCUUCUCAAGGGAUUAGGCUUCAAAGCUUAUCAACUGAAGAACUACAGCUCCCUUGAACAAUAUAUAGAUGCACUCAACAAAAGUGAAGUUGCAGCAAUCUUUGAUGACAUUCCUUCUCUCAAGCUCUUCGUCUCACAAAAUUGCGCCAAUGUUGCUAUGGCAGGCAAAAAUAUCAUCGGAAAAAUUUACAAGGCUGCGCAUAUUGCCAUGGUUGGCAAAACUUUCAAGACCGGCGGAUUUGGUUUCGUCUUCCCUUUGGGCUCUCCUUUGGCGAGGGACGUUUCAAGGGCAAUACUGAGCCUGACCCAAAGCAACAAGAUGACAACUAUCGAAAGGAAAUGGUUUGGGGAUGUGACAAGCUGCCCGCAUGGUGGUGACGAUGAUCCCGGCUUAUCUAACCUCAAACUCCAAAGUUUCGGCGGGCUCUUCCUCAUCACCGGAGUAGUGACUGCACUCACAUUCUUCCUCCACAUUUCUCAUGUAUUAUUUUCAAAACAGGGAUGAGCUCAACGGUGCACUUGCCUCUGAGAACUCAGUAUGGAAGAAAGCAAUUGCAUGGAUCAAACACUAUGAUAAUAGACAACUUUCUGAAUUCUCCAACUAUGAUGAGUACGGCCAGAAGAAUCGAGGAUGUCCAAGCAGACACAGCAAGCAACUUGAGCGGCUUCCCAAGUCCGGUGGACAUGCAGCUGUCCUACAUGAAUGGAGACACACUGGGAGAAGAAAUGUUAUCAGUCGAGCUGGAUCUUCAAUCUGUAGAGGCUGCAAGUGACCAGUCAACUGAAAUAACGGAAGGAGUUGGACACCAGUGACUCAGUGAGCUUGAUUUUUUUCUUGUAUCACAGACAAUGAGAUAGUUGAGAUGUGAGAUAUAAAGCAGCAAGCUGAUACUCACUUCACAUUUCAUACAAAGCUUG